Molecule: messenger RNA, 1613 nt
Organism: Rubroshorea leprosula
Lineage: Eukaryota; Viridiplantae; Streptophyta; Magnoliopsida; Malvales; Dipterocarpaceae
Source: the annotation of a GenBank genome assembly
GACUAGUUAAAAUGUAUUCUUCUUGUUUUUCCUCUUUAUUUUAUUAGGUCAUGAUCAUGGAUUAUAAACUUACAUAUCCUAGUGGAACAGCAACAGCAGGGUUGAUAAAUAGCUUUCACACCAACAAUGGAGCUGAGCUUGCAGGGCAGCAAGUCAAAUGUCUUGGGAAAUAUUUGGGCAUAAGUCUAUUAUGGAGUGGUGUCAAGUGGUUCUUCAGUGGUAUUGGGGAUUCCUGUGGUUUUGAUAAUUUCCCCACCUUUGGUUUAACACUAUUCAAAAGCACGUUCUAUUUUGACUUCAGUCUAACAUAUGUUGGAUGUGGUCUGAUUUGUUCUCACAUAGUCAAUUGCUCAGUUCUUUUUGGGGCUAUCAUAUCAUGGGGUUUCUUAUGGCCCUUCAUUUCUUCACAUUCUGGGGACUGGUAUCCUGCUAACCUGGGGAGCAAUGAUUUGAAAGGUCUUUAUGGCUAUAAGGUAUUUAUAGCUAUUUCCCUUAUACUUGGGGAUGGACUAUACAACUUGAUCAAGAUAAAGGAAAUGUGCAAUACAGGCACCAAACAGAGCGGCCUUCCAAUUGUCAAUGAGGUUAUAGAUGAUGAUACUUUGAGAAUACUAACAGAGCAGAGACAAAAAGACGAGACAUUCCUUAAAGACAGGAUACCUUCCUGGUUUGCAGCUUCAGGAUAUGUGGGCCUGGCUGCUAUAUCAACAGCUACCCUUCCAGUCAUCUAUCCACCCCUAAAGUGGUAUCUGGUUCUUUGUUCAUGCAUUAUUGCCCCUGCCCUUGCCUUCUGCAACUCUUAUGGAACGGGACUCACAGACUGUAACUUGGCUUCAACUUAUGGAAAGAUCAGUCUUUUCAUCAUAGCUUCAUUAGUUGGAAGCAACGGUGGCGUUCUGGCUGGUUUGGCAGCAUGUGGGGUUAUGAUGUCUAUUGUCUCCAGUGCAGCUGAUCUAAUGCAGGAUUUCAAGACUGGUUACCUCACUCUAUCAUCAGCCAAGUCCAUGUUUGUGAGCCAGUUAGUUGGAACAGCCAUGGGCUGUGUCAUUGCCCCUCUCACAUUCUGGUUGUUUUGGACUGCUUUUGAUAUUGGGUCACCUGAUGGUCCAUACAAAGCACCCUAUGCUGUCAUUUUCAGGGAAAUGGCCAUUCUUGGCGUUGAGGGUUUCUCACAGCUCCCAAAACAUUGUCUGGCUUUAUGUUGUGGGUUCUUUGCAGCUGCUCUUGUUAUUAACCUCCUUAGAGAUGUGACUCCAAAAAGAGUUUCACAGUUCAUUCCGAUUCCUAUGGCCAUGGCAGUUCCAUUUUAUCUUGGAGCUUAUUUCGCAGUCGACAUGUUUAUUGGGACUGUAAUAUUAUACAUCUGGCAAAGGAUUAAUAGGAAGGAUGCUGAGGAUUAUGCCGGGGCAGUUGCUUCUGGCUUAAUCUGUGGUGAUGGAAUAUGGACGCUACCAUCAGCUAUUCUCUCGAUUUUCAGGAUCAACCCACCCAUCCGCAUGUACUUUGGUCCUUCAACUAGUUGAGCUGGGUCGGAUCAAUAUUUCAUGAAUGGGGUGUUGAUUUAAACACAAGAUUAAUUGGAUUAUAAUCUGUAAUAUAUCUCAUUCACAGAC